Molecule: messenger RNA, 4042 nt
Organism: Balaenoptera musculus (blue whale)
Lineage: Eukaryota; Metazoa; Chordata; Mammalia; Artiodactyla; Balaenopteridae
Gene: PHLDB3
Product: pleckstrin homology like domain family B member 3
Exons: 16
Coding region: 246-2189 (647 amino acids)
Source: RefSeq, a predicted model, not a curated record
GCUGGGAAGGGGGACAGAGCAGCCUCUCUCUCCUCACUCUUCCCCAGCCACCUGUCUAGUGGGCAGAAACUGCAGCGCCGGAGCGCAGAAGGGAGCGCGCCGAAGCCUGAGCCGGCCCAGCCUCCGGAGCGCUCUCCAGAGCUUUCGGGCGGGGCUCUGAGCCCUCCUGGGCCCCGCCCCCACGCUACCGGGCCACGCCUCCCGAACUCUAGGCUCCGCCCACCCGACCGGAGUCCGCAGAGGCCAUGGGGACACGGAGCAGCCCGGACGAGGGGACCCUGCCGCCCGCGGUCCCCAAGUGCGACGCGGAGGUCCGAUCUCAAGGGGCCGCCCAGCCCCGGGAGCUCCCCGAGGACUCCCGCGAGCAGGAGGUGCCCGAGGCCGCAGCAGAGCUUCCGAGCGGCCACGGAGCUGAGCAGCAGGCGGAGGAAGAGGAAGAAGUGGGAGAAGGCAGCAGCACGGAGAGCAGCCGCGAUGCGGUGGAGUCUUCGCCUUCCGUUCGGAUCCCGGCCACGCCACCCGCAGCCUCUCAGGCUGGGGAAGGGGUGCGAGGGGCGGCGCGGCGGCUUCAAGCCCAGCAGUUGGAGGCACUGACUCGCGUGGCUUUGAUGGAGCAACGAGUGAAGGAGCUACAGCGUCAGAGGAAGGAACUGAGGAUCCAGAUGGAGGUGGAGGUGACCCUGCUUCGGGGUGAGCUGGCUGGGGAGCGAGUGGCCGUCUGGCGGGAGGAGGAGCAGCUCUGGGAGCUGCUGGGGCAGCAGCUGGACUCAGAAAAGGGCGGCCGAGAGCAGCACGAACAGGCGCAGAGGCACCUGAGCCAGGAGCGGGAUCGUGUGGAGGGUCUUCGCCAGAGACUCCGGGAGGCCCAGGGGCAGCUCGACUUGCAGCCGGAAGACCAGCGUGAGCGGCUUCUGCAGGGAGUGCAGGAGAUGAGGGAACAGCUGGAUGUGGCCCAGCAUGCUUACGAGGACCUGGAAUUCCAGCAGCUGGAACGAGAGAGCCAGCGAGAGGAGGAGGACUGGGACAGUCCCAGGGCCCGGGCACUGGACCCCAAGGUCCAGGAACUCCAGGCCAGCGUGGUGCAGCACAGGCGCCGGAUCCAGGUCUUGGAGGAGCAGCUCAAGUCACUGGGGAAGCAGAUGGCAGCUGAGAGCUGGGGGCUGAGCCAGAAGAAGGAGGAGGCCCUUCAGGCCCUGACCCAGGAACGGAGCAGACUGCUCAAGCUCAAUUGCCUUCAGGGAACCCCUGGCGGGGACUUCUCUGAGCCAGGCCAGGCCCUCACCAAGCUCCUGUUCACCCAGAAGACAGACCGCCAGUUGCUGGUUCUCCAGGACCCCACUGCCCACGCUACCGCCGCCACCUCUUCCUGCCUCUUCUCCGUUCACGGCUCCCUCCAGGGCUCCAUUGGCCUCCAGAGGACUGGAAGCCUGCCCCGGAAGAGGGGAGAGAGAGUGAGCCAGAGGGGAUCCCCCCGGCCUCUGUCCUUCUUUUGUACUGCCCUUCUCCCCGCAGGAGCCCUGGAGGCCUCGGCCCUCCCGCCAGCAGCCGGAGACUCCGGGAGACACCCCCUCUAUCAGCUGCUGAACUGUGGCCCCAGAAAUAUUUAUGGGGCCCUCCACCCGGACAUCGCCCGCAUGGAACAGCUCCUGCAGCAGGCUGUGGCAGAGAGGGAGCGGCUGCUCCAGGCCAGGGAAGGGACCAGAAGGAGCACGGAAGGUGCCUCAGACCCCCCUGUACCUGCCAUCAUGGCCCCGCCCACAGCCCCAUCCCGCCCUCCUGGUCCUCGGGUCUUGGAUCUCCGGCAACACCUGGAACGCUGGGGCCACAACCCGGAAAGCUGCCCGCACAUACGGGUGUCCGGGGGCUACUGCCGCGGACCCCUGGUGAAGAUGGGAGGCCGCAUCAAGACCUGGAGGAAGCGGUGGUUCUGCUUUGACCGCCAGGCCCGCCGCCUGGCCUACUACACAGACAAAGAAGAGACCAAGCUCAAAGGCGUCAUCUACUUCCAGGCCAUUGAGGAAGUCUACUACGACCACUUACGCUGUGCCUUCAAGAGCCCGAACCCUCGCCUAACGUUCUGUGUCAAAACCUACGAACGCCUUUUCUACAUGGUGGCGCCAAACCCAGAGGCCAUGCGCAUCUGGAUGGACGUCAUCGUGACAGCGGCGGACGAGAACCACGCCCCCUGAGUGAACAUACCCUCUCAGAGGGACGUCCCAGCGAGGCUCUGCCCCGCAUGCGCUGCCUCGAAGCCACGCCCACUGCUGGAAAUCCUGGGCCAGCCCCGUUGGAACUCUCCCGGGAAUUUUGUGGGCUCGGCGGCUCGGCAGGUCUGAGCUGCGCAGUUCUGGGCUGCAGGUGUCUUCCCCGGACGGGAAGCCAGCCCCUGAGGCUCUGCCCCAGGUGGGAGGAAGGUUGCGGGGGCGGGAAGGAACUAUUUAUUGGUGCUCCUGUGAUACCGAAUUAAACUUGGAGGAAAAACAGUGGUUACUGCUGAGGUUCCCAGCACAGGCGUACGGGGCCCCUCGACCCCUAGGCAAGACAUCUGAGUUACGGGUACCUCGGAGACCAUGCAUCCUUUAGCUGUUCUACCCUUUAGGAAUGGAGACCUCCAACCCCAAGGUCAUGGCUGGGAGGGGCGGGGGUGUGGGGAGGCAUGCGUCCUUAGUCUUGUGGCAAUUUUGUUUUUUCAGUUUGUGGGCCCGCCUGCUUCCACCCUUUUGGACCUGACUGGGCUAUUGGCAAUUUCUAGGAACUCCUAGGCUCCUGCCCUCCAGGCCGUGACACAUGUUAUUCCCUCUGCCCUUCCCUUAACCACCUAGCUCCUUAUUCUUCGCAUCUUAAUUGGGAUGUCCCCUCCUUCAGGAAGCCCUUCCUGACUCCCUCAGCUGGAUCAAGUACCUCCCUUUGAGCCCUCCUGUCCCACUCCUGAACAUCGUGGGUCAUCACUGGUGAUGGAUCUAUGUCCUGAUGGACUGGGAGCUCCAUGAGGGCAGAGCCAGGGCUGUCCUGGUCAUGGCUGUGUCCCCAGCACCAGAGGGCACAUUUCACCCCAUGAAAGUGAAAAAAAAAAAAAAGCUAUCCUUUCACCUGUCGGUCUUUAUGUAAUGUUCCCUUUGCUAAGUCACCUUUCCCCACUCCACCCUACUCAUCAUUUAGGUCAUAGCUCAGAUGUUUCCUUCUCCAGGAUGCCUGAUUCUCCUGGCUGAGUCAGAUGCUCCCUCUGGGCUUCCCAUCCCAGCCCUGAUCACUCUGCCUGCUCCUUCCCCAUCACGGCUUUGACUACUCUGGGUCAUCCGUGUGUUUGAUGGGUGUGUUUCCCGUGCUGGGCGGGAGCCCCAGGAGGCAAGGGUUGGGCUAUUUCUAUCACUACUGAGUCCUUGGCACACAGCAAAUGGCCUGUAGGGAAACUAGGUGUUGAGGGAAUAAAUUGAUAAGAAAGACGCUGAGGAUGGGGUGAUUGUGAACGACAGGCAUAGAACUUUUCAUCAUUUACAUCUCACCUAAGGUGUCCCCUCCUUCAGGAAGCUCUCCCUGAUCCCUGGUGGGCUUCCGCAGUCCCCUGAGCUCCCCAACUACAGGACCACUCCCUGACCACUCUAGGCUGUCACUGUGUGGUACAGGUCAUUUCCUCCCUUAAACCUCUCUGGAACUAAGCAUUCAGUCCCUCUGGUUCCCAUCUCUUCAGGACCUGGGUGUCCCAUCCCAGGAUUCCUUAAGGAUCCAGAUGUGCUCCUGAAACCCCGGAAUGCAAACACUCCAACCCCCAGGCCCUUGGGGACCCGAGGUGUUCCUUGGCCUCUACCCCCAGGUGUGAGACAUCUGGAUUCUUGGAUCAUUUCAUCCCUCAGCCCCUCUGCAAACUGUGUCCCCUUACUGGGGCCAGCUUCACGGGCAUGUGACUAAUGCAGUUGACAAGUCCCAUGUUCAGAAGAGCCCUCUUGGCUUUAAUCAUCUGUGAUUGCCAUCUGGAAAUUCUUAAUUUUGUAUUUGAAUUUGUAUUUUGUAAGUGAAGUCUGAAGGGCGUGGAGCUUGAGCUGGG